AUGAAUUCUGAGGACGAGAACAAUCUAGAGCUAACAAACAAUAAACAUCCAAGAAAUAUUUGUACCAAUAAGGGACAUCAUUCUGGAGUAUGGUCCUCACCAAGUGAUACUUUAGUUUACAGGUCCUCACCAAGUGAUACUUUAGUUUACAGGUCCUCACCAAGUGAUACUUUAGUUUACAGGUCCUCACCAAGUGAUACUUCAGUUUACAAGUCCUCACCAAGUGAUACUUCAGUUUACUGGUCCUCACCAAGUAGUACUUCAGUUUACAGGUCCUCACCAAGUGAUACUUUAGUUUACAGGUCCUCACCAAGUGAUACUUUAGUUUACAGGUCCUCACCAAGUGAUACUUUAGUUUACAGGUCCUCACCAAGUGAUACUUCAGUUUACAGGUCCUCACCAAGUGAUACUUUAGUUUACAGGUCCUCACCAAGUGAUACUUUAGUUUACAGGUCCUCACCAAGUGAUACUUUAGUUUACUGGUCCUCACCAAGUGAUACUUUAGUUUACUGGUCCUCACCAAGUGAUACUUCAGUUUACAGGUCCUCACCAAGUGAUACUUUAGUUUACAGGUCCUCACCAAGUGAUACUUUAGUUUACAGGUCCUCACCAAGUGAUACUUUAGUUUACUGGUCCUCACCAAGUGAUACUUCAGUUUACAGGUCCUCACCAAGUGAUACUUCAGUUUACAGGUCCUCACCAAGUGAUACUUUAGUUUACUGGUCCUCACCAAGUGAUACUUCAGUUUACAGGUCCUCACCAAGUGAUACUUUAGUUUACUGGUCCUCACCAAGUGAUACUUCAGUUUACAGGUCCUCACCAAGUGAUACUUUAGUUUACUGGUCCUCACCAAGUGAUACUUUAGUUUACAGGUCCUCACCAAGUGAUACUUUAGUUUACAGGUCCUCACCAAGUGAUUCUUCAGUUUACUGGUCCUCACCAAGUAGUACUUCAGUUUACAGGUCCUCACCAAGUGAUACUUUAGUUUACUGGUCCUCACCAAGUGAUACUUUAGUUUACUGGUCCUCACCAAGUGAUACUUCAGUUUACAGGUCCUCACCAAGUGGUACUUCAGUUUACUGGUCCUCACCAAGUAGUACUUCAGUUUACAGGUCCUCACCAAGUGAUACUUUAGUUUACUGGUCCUCACCAAGUGAUACUUUAGUUUACUGGUCCUCACCAAGUGAUACUUCAGUUUACAGGUCCUCACCAAGUGAUACUUCAGUUUACUGGUCCUCACCAAGUGAUACUUCAGUUUACUGGUCCUCACCAAGUGAUACUUCAGUUUACAGGUCCUCACCAAGUGAUACUUCAGUUUACUGGUCCUCACCAAGUGAUACUUCAGUUUACUGGUCCUCACCAAGUGAUACUUUAGUUUACUGGUCCUCACCAAGUGAUACUUUAGUUUACUGGUCCUCACCAAGUGAUACUUCAGUUUACAGGUCCUCACCAAGUGAUACUUCAGUUUACAGGUCCUCACCAAGUGAUACUUUAGUUUACAGGUCCUCACCAAGUGAUACUUCAGUUUACAGGUCCUCACCAAGUGAUACUUUAGUUUACAGGUCCUCACCAAGUGAUACUUCAGUUUACAGGUCCUCACCAAGUGAUACUUCAGUUUACAGGUCCUCACCAAGUGAUACUUUAGUUUACAGGUCCUCACCAAGUGAUACUUCAGUUUACUGGUCCUCACCAAGUGAUACUUCAGUUUACUGGUCCUCACCAAGUGAUACUUCAGUUUACAGGUCCUCACCAAGUGAUACUUCAGUUUACUGGUCCUCACCAAGUAGUACUUCAGUUUACAGGUCCUCACCAAGUGAUACUUUAGUUUACUGGUCCUCACCAAGUGAUACUUUAGUUUACUGGUCCUCACCAAGUGAUACUUCAGUUUACAGGUCCUCACCAAGUGAUACUUCAGUUUACUGGUCCUCACCAAGUGAUACUUCAGUUUACUGGUCCUCACCAAGUAGUACUUCAGUUUACAGGUCCUCACCAAGUGAUACUUUAGUUUACUGGUCCUCACCAAGUGAUACUUUAGUUUACUGGUCCUCACCAAGUGAUACUUCAGUUUACAGGUCCUCACCAAGUGAUACUUCAGUUUACUGGUCCUCACCAAGUGAUACUUCAGUUUACUGGUCCUCACCAAGUGAUACUUCAGUUUACUGGUCCUCACCAAGUAGUACUUCAGUUUACAGGUCCUCACCAAGUGAUACUUUAGUUUACUGGUCCUCACCAAGUGAUACUUUAGUUUACUGGUCCUCACCAAGUGAUACUUCAGUUUACAGGUCCUCACCAAGUGAUACUUUAGUUUACAGGUCCUCACCAAGUGAUACUUCAGUUUACAGGUCCUCAUCAAGUGAUACUUCAGUUUACUGGUCCUCACCAAGUGAUACUUCAGUUUACAGGUCCUCACCAAGUGAUACUUCAGUUUACAGGUCCUCACCAAGUGAUACUUUAAUUUACAGGUCCUCACCAAGUGAUACUUUAGUUUACAGGUCCUCAUCAAGUGAUACUUCAGUUUACAGGUCCUCACCAAGUGAUACUUUAGUUUACUGGUCCUCACCAAGUGAUACUUUAGUUUACUGGUCCUCACCAAGUGAUACUUCAGUUUACUGGUCCUCACCAAGUGAUACUUUAGUUUACUGGUCCUCACCAAGUGAUACUUUAGUUUACUGGUCCUCACCAAGUGAUACUUCAGUUUACAGGUCCUCACCAAGUGAUACUUUAGUUUACAGGUCCUCACCAAGUGAUACUUCAGUUUACAGGUCCUCACCAAGUGAUACUUUAGUUUACUGGUCCUCACCAAGUGAUACUUUAGUUUACUGGUCCUCACCAAGUGAUACUUCAGUUUACUGGUCCUCACCAAGUGAUACUUUAGUUUACUGGUCCUCACCAAGUGAUACUUUAGUUUACUGGUCCUCACCAAGUGAUACUUCAGUUUACUGGUCCUCACCAAGUGAUACUUUAGUUUACUGGUCCUCACCAAGUGAUACUUCAGUUUACUGGUCCUCACCAAGUGAUACUUUAGUUUACUGGUCCUCACCAAGUGAUACUUUAGUUUACUGGUCCUCACCAAGUAAUACUUCAGUUUUCUUCAGCCCAAAGUUUGGCUGUCCAAAUAAGUUUCUCAAAUUUUCACAAAGUAGAAACAAAUAA
Molecule: messenger RNA, 3153 nt
Organism: Biomphalaria glabrata
Lineage: Eukaryota; Metazoa; Mollusca; Gastropoda; Planorbidae
Product: adhesive plaque matrix protein-like
Exons: 4
Coding region: 1-3153 (1050 amino acids)
Biological process (GO): hemopoiesis; leukocyte tethering or rolling
Cellular component (GO): plasma membrane
Source: RefSeq, a predicted model, not a curated record